Messenger RNA from Ruditapes philippinarum (Manila clam), 4800 nucleotides. RefSeq names its product cyclin-dependent kinase 12-like. Gene Ontology annotation, cellular component: nucleus; cyclin/CDK positive transcription elongation factor complex. The record is from RefSeq and is a predicted model, not a curated record. Gene Ontology annotation, biological process: positive regulation of transcription elongation by RNA polymerase II; transcription elongation by RNA polymerase II; protein phosphorylation. Gene Ontology annotation, molecular function: cyclin binding; ATP binding; RNA polymerase II CTD heptapeptide repeat kinase activity. The coding region runs from base 102 to 4289 and encodes 1395 amino acids. The transcript is spliced from 12 exons. NCBI's taxonomy places the organism in Eukaryota, Metazoa, Mollusca, Bivalvia, Venerida, Veneridae.
UAAUGGAGGAAAAAUUCUUUCAGGGAAAGGUAACUCGAUUAAACUUGACUGUCAUGUGGCAUAGAAGUUAUUAAUUUUGUGCUUUUAUUAUUCGUGAUAACAUGCCAAGACAGAGAGAUCAUGCAGUAUUUGACGAGUUUGAUGCACGGGCAUACUCACAUCUGGUGCCUGGGCAAAAUUCCCAGCCACAGCAAAGUCAGCAGUACAGUAGAAAGCAUGAAAAGAGAAAGAAGUCUAAACACAAGUCUCAUAAAAGAUCUAGAGACAAAAGUGAUAAAGAGCGAAGCAAAGGUAGAGCUUCUUCACAAAAUCCUCCAGUUGAAGUGCUAGGACGUACAAGUAUUGUGGAUUAUGAGGAUGUUAGUUCGGAGUCUGCAGGGUCAUUAUCUGAUGUAUCAGGGACCCCAAGUAGUUCUAUACCAGCUGGGACAAGUCGCAUGGACUCUGCUCAUGGUAAAAGAGACCAGUCACCAGCUUCUGCUAUACGAUCUUACAUGAAUGAAAGAAGCCAUAGUAAUUCACCUGUGAUACGUGAAUCUAGUCCACAACGAACUGAAAGAAAUGCUAGAAAAUCAAAGAAAAGACAUAGGUCUCCGGAAAUUAUUAAAGAACCAGAGUUAAAAGCAAAAGCUUAUGCAGAACCUCCUAAGGCAUAUGCAACUCCUAGGGCGUAUGCAGAACCAAUGUCAAAAAAUGCAUACAGGAAUAAUAGUCCAACAAGUGUAAAAAAGAGGCACAGGUCAAGAUCUCCAACUAGUCCAUACAGCAGAAAGAGAAGUCGAAGCAGGUCUCGACUUAGAGUUAAAGGGGCACGUCGGUCAAGAAGUCGGAGUCCUCCAAAUUGGUCUAGAAGGAGUAGAUCGAGAUCUCGCAGCCAUUCCAGGCAGUUAAAGCGCAGACUUACACCUCCCGCUAGUCCAACUGCUAGAUCAUCACAUCGUUCUUCUAGCAGUAAAGUAAAGUAUGCGCCAACAAGUUUAGCAUCAGAACUCAGUAAGCACAGAAAAGCCCGUGAAAUGCGGGAUUUACGUGAUGCUCAAAUAGCAGCUAACUUGAGAAAAUCUGUUAGUGACCUGCCAUUAGAAAGUAAAAAGGAAGUGAAAAUUAAAAAAGAACGGACACCUGAACGUAAAAGUUUAGAACCAUUACGUAAAGAGCCAGAAUAUUCCCGUAAAGAAAGACUGCAAGAUGCUAGGGAAGCAAACAUUGUUGUUAAAGUAGAAAAUGUUCAGCAUAAUCAUGGAACUAUGUCUGAAAGUAGACAAAUGGAGCCAGUGUAUUCUCCCAAGAGACAGGCUCCUGAAAGAGUGCAUGAAAUGGAUGUAUUAGCAGGCAAAGUGGGAAGAAUUGAGGAAAAGCCAAAUUUUGCUCCACCAAAGGAUUCUCCUGGCUAUGAAAAUGUUAGUGAUAUAGAGCCUAGUCCAGCUCAAAGUGUUCAGCCCGCCCAGCACAAGGCCACUCCUCCACCUUCAACGAAACACAGAAUUUCAGAUCUACCCAUGCCACCCACAGUAGAUUAUCCAAAAUCCAAACCCAGAGAGCAGAGACCGACUAGUCCCCAAAGACAGCGUAGGAUUACUGACCUGCCCAUGCCCCCUGUGAUAGAUGAACCUGAUGUAGAACAAGAUUAUGAGAAUUCUCCAGUUGACUUUAGAGAUUCAGAAUCGGAAAAGAAAGAAGGCAAACCGAAACGUCCUAAGUUAUGUCAGCAGAGACGUCACAAUGAAAGAAUUAAAGGAGCAUGGGGUGAACGCUGUGUUGACUUGUUUGACAUAAUAGAGAUUAUUGGAGAGGGAACAUAUGGUCAAGUGUAUAAAGCUAAAGAUAGUCUAACAGGUGAGCUGGUUGCCCUGAAGAAAGUUCGGCUAGAGAACGAGAAAGAAGGUUUUCCUAUAACAGCUGUGAGAGAGAUCAAGAUUCUGAGACAACUAAAUCACACCAGUAUUGUUAACUUGAAGGAGAUUGUCACAGAUAAACAAGAAGCUGUCGAUUUUAGAAAAGACAAAGGGGCAUUUUACCUUGUAUUUGAGUAUAUGGACCAUGAUUUAAUGGGAAUCUUAGAGUCUGGCAUGGUAAACUUCUCAGAGAUACAUAUAGCAUCUUUCAUGAAACAACUUCUACAGGGCCUCGAAUAUUGUCACACUAAAAAUUUUCUUCACAGAGAUAUUAAGUGUUCAAAUAUACUCUUAAAUAACAAGGGUCAGAUAAAGUUAGGUGAUUGGGGUUUAGCACGUUUGUAUGAUGCCGAGGACAAGGAUAGAUUGUACACAAAUAAAGUGAUAACACUUUGGUAUAGACCUCCAGAACUUCUUCUUGGUGAGGAAAGAUACGGCCCUUCAAUAGAUAUAUGGAGUAUAGGAUGUAUAUUAGGAGAACUGUUCACUAGGAAACCAAUAUUUCAAGCACAGCAGGAGCUAGCCCAGUUAGAGUUGAUCAGUAAGACGUGUGGUUCUCCAUGCCCAGCUGUAUGGCCAGAUGUUAUCAAGCUCCCACUGUUUCAUACAUUUAAACCUAAGAAAUUGUACAGACGAAAACUCAGGGAAGAAUUCUCAUUCCUACCAAAAAUGGCUCUAGACUUAAUGGACAACAUGUUGGAGUUGGAUCCUGCCAAGCGCUGCAGUGCAGAAGAGGCUCUGGUCUCACCUUGGCUAAAAUAUGUUGACCAGAAGAUUGUCUCUCCACCAGAUCUACCAAAGGAUCAGGACUGUCAUGAGAUGUGGUGUAAGAAUCGUAAAAAAAUCUUGAAGGAGAUGAAGAAUAGAGGGGAGGACCCUAGCAAAUUACCUGACCAGGUAAAGCCAGGAAGUAGGGAGGGCAGUCGGGACCGAGGCCCAUCAGUUCCACAAAAACCUGUACCUUCUAAAGAUGUAACAGAUAAAAAUAAAAGAAAUAAUUUACCAAGCAGUCAUAAAGAUAAAGUAUCUGGACCUGAAUUAAGAGACAGAAAUAAUAAAAUAGACAAUGGAAGUGUUCCUUUACCAUCUGGUGGUUCAUUAAGUAGCAUAGCAAGUCAGAAACCCAGUGCAUCAGGUCAUAUAUCAAAGUCUAUGUCCAUUAGUGCAUUGCCAGGUCAGCUAGAACCGAUAAAGCCUUUAAACGUCCCUAAGCCGCGUUCACCUACUCCCCCAGAAGAUCCAACAUUGCCAACAAGAUACCUCGAUAUAACACAGUUCAAGGCACCUGAAGAUUUGGAGGGAGAUGAUGAACAUCAUGCGGGUCCUGUUGCGAAUCCAAAUCCUGACAUGAAUCACCUGACUCAUAUGUUACAACAAGGCAUGAGUAUUGCCGAGGUUGCUAAAAGUAUGAAUAUAAAACUAGAUGAGCAAACAAAUGAGCUACUCACUACCUUAAAACAACAGCUUGAUUUAGCUACGGCAUUGGCAAAGCAGUCUGCUGUGAAUCAGGGUCCAGGUUCGGUACCUUCCGAGCAAGGGGAAGUCGGUAAAACCUACGAUUAUAGUAAUGUAAACUACGCUGCAAAUGAAAAUAGUUCGGGUACAAACAAUAUGAAUCCGGCAUCUAGUGAUAAUAGUGGUGUCCAGAUGGUCCUCAAUCAAAUGUUGACAAAACAACAGGGUUCGGUAAUUGACUAUCGUACUCAAGAUCCUGCUUAUUCACAGGCGCGGGAUUCUGGUGAUGGAUAUUAUAACAAUUCUCGUGAUCCUUAUUCUCAAGUAGACAAUAGACCAUUAGAUACCUCGGGAGGUGACUUGUCUGAUACUUCUCUAACGGAUAAAAGUUUAGGGGCCGAAGGUUAUAGCUUGUAUAGAGGUGAUUCACAAACUAGGUCAGAUAUACAAGCCCCUGUGACUUAUGGUGAGUAUAAUCGGGAUUCUAACAUAUCAAGUGGUGUGAAUUCAGACAUACAUUCAACAGGAUAUAAUAGAUACAGUAACUCAGACUCUAGAUCCGGAAGUGUUCAAAAACAGUAUUCAUAUGGUUCUGAUUACAGUGAAAAUGAAGGUGCUCAAAUAACUUCUCACAGAAACUCUAGUUCCUCUAGUUACACUGCUGGUGGUGGGGCAACUGGUCCAGCAAGUUUGCUAGGAUCUCCCCCGUUUAGAAAUACUGGAGAAAAUCAAUCUGGAUCUAGUUCCUUGAGUAAUCCUGGAUUUGGAAGGCAACUGUCUGAUGAAGGGAAAUUCACUAGGGGCCAUGGACCUUAUGGUAACACCCCUCAAAGUUAUAAAGGAGGGCAGCAAUUUAAUAGAAGUGCUCCCCGACCCCUGAUGUCCUUUGACACGGGGAGGGGUCGAGGAGGAAGGGGUGGUUAUAGAGAGAAAUGGUAAUUGGUUAUAUGUGUGGUGUGAUAAAACUUUUGUUGAGCAGUUAUCCAAUCAAGGUGAAUUAUAUAUAAGUUGUCAUAGUGAUUAAUUUAAGUGUCUUACAAGUGACAUUGUAGAAAGUGCUGACAUUUUUGAUAAGGAAUCAAGUUUAGAAGUUCAUAAUAAAGCCAUAGUGACAAGGUUCAAGACAGAAGGAUUUAUACAGAGCAAAGUGUGAUGUAUAUUAAUACUGUUGAAGGAAGAAGUUUGGGGAAGAAGAAGAAAAAAGAAAUACUUAAUAUUUUAGUUCACUUAUAAUUGUACAGCAGAAAUUUUUCUGAUAUAUUAUAUUGGAGUAAUUGUAUGUUGAAUAAAUGCAUGUUGAAUAUGGUGUCGUUUGAGACAAUAACUUUAGGAAACAGUUGUUAUAUGAAUAUUCCAUUGCAUCAUAAUGUGUCAUUUCUGCUUGUAAGGUUAAUUUUUUAAGACUGAAUGACAGUAAUAAAUGUAAGAUUUGUUUUCUUUGAUGAGGCCC